GUGGACAAGGAAAGCUCAGAGGUUCUCAGUGGUCAGUCUGCCCAGCAGACACACCUGGAGUCCAUAUUUAUGAUCCUGGAGGAUGACAUCAUCACUUUUGUGAAGAAUGAGCUGAAGAAGAUCAAGACCGUUCUUAGUCCAGAUUACCCAGAAUGCUUUGAGAGACAGAAACUGGAUGAAGAUGAGCAGAAGUGGAGCAGCAAAGAGGCAUUGGUGAGGAUCACAUUGAACUCACUGAGGAGAAUGAAGGAAGAGGAGCUGGCUGACCAUCUACAGAGCAAAUAUCUUGCUGCUGCUUGUCAGCGUGAACUUAAAUCUAAGCUGAAGAAGAAGUUCCAGUGUGUGUUUGAGGGGAUCGCCAAAGCAGGAAACCCAACCCUUCUGAAUCAAAUCUACACAGAGCUCUACAUCACAGAGGGAGGGACUGAUGAGGUCAAUAAAGAACAUGAGAUCAGGCAGAUUGAAACAGCAUCCAGGAAAACAGACAGACCAGAAACAAUAAUCAGACAAGAAGACAUCUUUAAAGCCUCACCUGUAAGAGAUGAACCAGUCAGAACAGUGCUGACAAAGGGAGUGGCUGGCAUUGGGAAAACAGUCUUAACACAGAAGUUCAGUCUGGAUUGGGCUGAAGACAAAGCCAACGAGGACAUCCAGUUCAUAUUUCCAUUCACUUUCAGAGAGCUGAAUGUGCUUAAAGAGGAAAAGUUCAGUUUGGUGGAACUUGUUCAUCACUUUUUUACUGAAACCAAAGAAGCAGGAAUCUGCAGCUUUGAAGACUUCCAGGUUGUGUUCAUCUUUGAUGGUCUGGAUGAGUGUCGACUUCCUCUGGACUUCUACAACACUAAAAUCCUAACUGAUCCUAGAAAAUCCACUUCACUGGAUGUGGUGUUGAUAAACCUCGUCAGGGGGAACCUCCUUCCUUCUGCGCACCUCUGGAUAACCACACGACCUGCAGCAGCCAAUCAGAUCCCACCUAAAUGUGUUGACAUGGUAACAGAGGUCAGAGGUUUCACUGACCCACAGAAGGAGGAGUACUUCAGAAAAAGAUUCAGAGAUGAGAGGCAUGGCAACAGGAUCGUCUCCCACAUCAAGACAUCACGAAGCCUCCACAUCAUGUGUCACAUCCCAGUCUUCUGCUGGAUCACUGCUACAGUUCUGGAGGAUGUGCUGAGAACCAGAGAGGGAGGAGAGCUGCCCAAGAACCUGACUGAGAUGUACAUCCACUUCCUGGUGGUCCAGGCCAAAGUGAAGAAGGUCAAGUAUGAUGGAGGAGCUGAGACAGAUCCACAUUGGAGUCCAGAGAGCAGAAAGAUGAUUGAGUCUCUGGGAAAACUGGCUUUUAAACAGCUGCAGAAAGGAAACCUGAUCUUCUAUGAAUUUGACCUGACAGAAUGUGGCAUCGAUAUCAAAGCAGCCUCAGUGUACUCAGGAGUGUUCACACAGAUCUUUAAAGAGGAGAGAGGACUGUACCAGGACAAGGUGUACUGCUUCAUCCAUCUGAGUGUUCAGGAGUUUCUGGCUGCUCUUCAUGUCCAUCUGACCUUCAUCGACUCUGGAGUCAGUCUGCUUGAGGAAGAAGAAGCAACCCCUCAGAAGUCUGAAACAAAGGGAUCUGUUAGGAAGCACUUCUACCACAGUGCUGUAAAUAAGGCCUUAGAGAGCCCAAAUGGACACCUGGACUUGUUCCUCCGCUUCCUCCUGGGUGUUUCACUGCAGAACAGUCAGACUCUCCUACGUGGUCUGUUGACACAGACAGAAGGUAGCUCACAGACCAAUCAGGAAACUGUCCAGUACAUCAAGGAGAAGCUCAGUGAGAAUCUGUCUGCAGAGAAAAGCAUCAAUCUGUUCCACUGUCUGAAUGAACUGAAUGAUCAUUCUCUAGUGGAGGAGAUUCAACAGUCGUUGAGAUCAGGAAGUCUCUCCACAGAUAAACUGUCUCCUGCUCAGUGGUCAGCUCUGGUCUUCAUCUUAAUCUCAUCAGAAAAAGAUCUGGAUGUGUUUGAUCUGAAGAAAUACUCUGCUUCAGAGGAGGCUCUUCUGAGGCUGCUGCCAGUGGUGAAAGCCUCCAACAAAGCUUUACUGAGUGACUGUAACCUCUCAGAGAGAAGCUGUGAAGCUCUGUCCUCAGUUCUCUGUUCUCAAUCUUCUGCUCUGAGAGAGCUGGAUCUAAAUAACAAUGACCUGAAGAGUCCGGGAGUGAAGCUUCUGUCUGAUGGACUGAAGAGUCCAUACUGCAAACUCCAAACUCUCAGGUCAGGGUUCAGACUUUUCCACUGAUGAAAAUUUAAAAUCUGAGUUAUAUUAUAGCAUAAACAGCUACCUUUAAAUUUAAAUCUAUUUGCAUUUGUGAAUCAGUUACAAAAAGUAAGUGUUUUGGGGGCAUUAAUGGAAAGGAUUGCGGGUGAGACCGUGGAAGCCUAGUCUAGUCUGAGUGAGG
Molecule: messenger RNA, 2437 nt
Organism: Haplochromis burtoni (Burton's mouthbrooder)
Lineage: Eukaryota; Metazoa; Chordata; Actinopteri; Cichliformes; Cichlidae
Product: protein NLRC3-like
Exons: 4
Coding region: 70-2277 (735 amino acids)
Source: RefSeq, a predicted model, not a curated record